AUGCAGGCAAAUAAGUUUGACUCAUCAGAUGAAGAGCCCUUGGAGGAAGAACAAGCACCCUUUCAAGUAUCCUGGUUAGCCUUAUCACCAACCAAUUCCCAAUUUCUGGGAAUAUGUUCACUGCCAGGUUGCCGAUUCAAAAGUAUUAGAAGAAGCCUUCAGAAAGACAUAGAUGAACUGAAGAAUUAUGGGGUGCAAGAUAUCUUUGUACUCUGUACCAGAGGAGAACUUUCAAAGUACCGGGUCCCACACCUCCUAGAGGCAUAUCAGAACCAAGGGAUCACUGUACACCAUCACCCUAUACCUGACGGAGACACUCCAGAUAUUGCCAAAUGCUGCGUGAUUCUAAGAGAACUGCAAAGCUGCCUUGAAUGUAAUCGGAAAACCUUAAUACACGGUUACGGAGGGCUCGGAAGAUCCUGUCUCAUAGCAGCUUGUCUCCUGCUUCAGAUAUCUGACACAAUAGUCCCACAGCAGGCCAUAGACAGCCUCCGAGACUUGAGGGGUUCAGGCGCAAUACAAACCAUAAAGCAAUACAACUACCUCCAUGACUUUCAAGACACCCUGGCAGUCCAUCUAACAACAGAAGGUGCAACAGCAAGAUCAGUAUCCCGAUAAAAGCCAGUGAGAUUGGAAUUGAGCAGCUUCUUAUAUGUUCAUGUUGCAGUUUGUUUGCUUUGCGUACACAGCUGAAAAUGAAC
Molecule: messenger RNA, 701 nt
Organism: Rhineura floridana
Lineage: Eukaryota; Metazoa; Chordata; Lepidosauria; Squamata; Rhineuridae
Gene: CDKN3
Product: cyclin dependent kinase inhibitor 3
Exons: 7
Coding region: 1-618 (205 amino acids)
Cellular component (GO): nucleus
Molecular function (GO): protein tyrosine phosphatase activity
Source: RefSeq, a predicted model, not a curated record